Sinocyclocheilus rhinocerous is the source of this 2452-nucleotide messenger RNA. RefSeq names its product DENN domain-containing protein 1B-like. The annotation marks the transcript as partial. Gene Ontology annotation, cellular component: intracellular membrane-bounded organelle; cytosol. Gene Ontology annotation, molecular function: phosphatidylinositol phosphate binding; guanyl-nucleotide exchange factor activity. Gene Ontology annotation, biological process: endocytosis; endocytic recycling. The record is from RefSeq and is a predicted model, not a curated record. NCBI's taxonomy places the organism in Eukaryota, Metazoa, Chordata, Actinopteri, Cypriniformes, Cyprinidae. The transcript has 23 exons.
GUUUGAUGUGAGGAUGUGUGUGUGCAGAAGUGUGUGUGUCGAUGCACGUUAAUAAAGGAUCUAAUGACUUUGGUCUGCUGACGCCCUGAACACCCCCGAAUGGGCCCCAACAUUCAAGUGCAUCAUGGGCUCCAGGAUAAAAGAAAACCCUGAAAAAACAUUCUACUGGUUCUUUCAAGCCUCAUGUCCAAUCGCCAGAGAUAAAGAUCCUGAUGUGCUGUUUCACUUCCCGGAAGACUUUAAUGAUGAGGAGUCUCUUCAGUCCUUGCCGCGCUUCUGCUUCCCUUAUGACAUAGAGAGGGUGAAGGACACUGUCGCCGUGCAGCACUUCACAUUCGUCCUGACCGAUCUGGAAGGAUGCCAGCGCUUCGGUUUCUGCAGACUCACGUCCAGCUCUCAGACCUGCUUGUGCAUCCUCAGUUAUUUGCCCUGGUUUGAGGUCUUCUACAAACUUCUGAAUAAUCUAGCCGACUACUCAACGAAAGGACAGACCAACGAGGUGAAGGAGCUGCUCUCGGUCCUCUACAAGCACCCCGUGCCUCCGGCCAAUGGCUCCAUCACACUGCAGAUGGGAGGGAAGCUAAUGAUUGGAAGCCAUAUGCCUGGCAUCUGUGGACACGCCCCUAAAGGGGAGGAGUCAGAGGGGAUCCCGUACUUCAUCGCGCCAGAUCCCAAAGCCCUGCCCUCUAUUCCAGAGAGUAGGAACCUGACGGAGCUGGUGGUGGCAGUGGAUGUGGGAAACCUGUUGCAGCUCUACGCCAGCAUGCUGUUUGAGAGACGGAUCCUCAUUUACUGCAGCAAACUCAGCACUCUGACGGCCUGCAUACACGCGUGUAACGGGAUGCUGUACCCCAUGUACUGGCAGCACAUCUUCAUCCCAGUGCUGCCUCCUCAUCUGCUGGACUACUGCUGCGCACCGAUGCCAUACCUCAUUGGAAUUCACUCAAGCCUGGCAGAGAGAGUGAGGAGUCGAGCUCUGGAGGACGUGGUCAUACUGAACGUGGACACCAACACCCUGGAGUCGCCCUACGAGGACCUGAAAAAGAUCCCGGCCGACGUGGUGGCAGGACUGAAGGUCAGGCUGAAGAGACAGGCGGCGUCGGCCGGGUCAGGGGUCGCGCACGCUUUCCUCCGAGCCCAGGCUCUGCUGUUCGGAGGAUACAGGGAUGCCUUACAGUCGCCUGAUGAAGGGCCGGUGGUCUUCUGCAAUGAGCUGUUUCUCGGUCACAAGUCUCAAAGCAUGCGGGAGUUUCUGGAGAGCGCGGUUCACCUGCAGUGUUUCAAAGAGUUUAUUGAUGGCCGGCUGACAAUGCUGGACCAGGGCAAAGAGCCGGAUGAUGUGUUUGAGGAAGAGGUGCUUCAGUGUGGUGCUUCAUCUGGUGGCUCUAAACUGCGACGGCAAUGGGUGGGAAAUUUAAAGAAAGGGGGUGGAGCUCUGAUUGUGACAUGGAAGACUACAGCGAACAAAGCAACCAAAUAUCACAGCAAAUUUGGGCUGAAAAACCUCCUGUCAUCAAAGGACCAAAGUGAACCUCAUAUGCUACAGAGAGGCGGGUCUGUGUGUGGAACGCACACGUAUCGCCUCAUCCAAUCAGACUGCCUUCAGAAUCGUCUACCAAUCACACAGCACUUUGGCAGGUCUCGACCACGCCGGCCGACACGCAAGCAGGGCACCAGCAGCCACCAGGGCUAUGAACAACAGACAGAGGAUGACAACACCACCUAUGAGGACAGUGUAACAGAAAGUCUCGAGCAGUGCUCUGGCACCAGCGACUUACAGGAAGAUGAUGAUCUCUCUCUCUUGGCCGACCCGGAGGAGAUGGAUCUGCUCGGUGAGAUCUUUGACACGCUGAGCGCUCAGAGCUCCAGAGAGCCGGGUUUACUCUACGGCACACGCAGCCUCGACCUCUUCAGCUCCGACAGCAGUGAAUUCAUCUCACAUAAGAGUCUGACCAACCCAAGUCAGGAGAGUCUAAGUCCCUCUUUUGGAAACAGCGGAAGUCUCAUGAGCUGCGAGGAGGAGCUAGAGGAGGGGCCUGGUGGUGAGGGGGAGGAGCCUGAUGUCCUGAUUGACGGGCCAGAAAAUGAGCUUAACCAAUUAGAGAAGGACUUGACCGAGUUAGGGGAAAAUCUGUGUUCAGAUCUACAAAUUCUAGAGGAUGCUUCUCUGGAUCCCAAAGUGGGUUCUCAGGAGCAACAAAAGGACAGUUGGUCGAAAAAUGAUGGACAAAUGAACGGAACAAUGGAGGAAAGCUUGGAAACCGAGACAGUAGUUACAGAGAGGACAGAGAUGCAACCUGACAAAGAAGAACUUCAGAAAGAGCAUAAGACGACAAAUGACUUGGGCCCAAACGGACCAACAAAUGAAGGAAUUACCUCCGCUGUUUCUCACAAUGUAAAGAUAGACAAAAGAGAAGAGCUAGAUAAGAAGAGCAUUGAACCUCUAUCACCA